Molecule: messenger RNA, 3471 nt
Organism: Sycon ciliatum
Lineage: Eukaryota; Metazoa; Porifera; Calcarea; Leucosolenida; Sycettidae
Product: sin3 histone deacetylase corepressor complex component SDS3-like
Exons: 12
Coding region: 150-1061 (303 amino acids)
Biological process (GO): negative regulation of transcription by RNA polymerase II
Cellular component (GO): Sin3-type complex
Molecular function (GO): histone deacetylase binding
Source: RefSeq, a predicted model, not a curated record
CAGCUACUGUUUGCUUGAAAGGAUUUCUUUUCCAGUCAUUCGGUAGUGCAACUGUCGUUUGUCGAGCUUCUUGACUUCCCACUACACGGACUCUUUAGUUGUUGCGUUGCUGGUGUGAAGCCUACGACUUCUUUCUCUGACAAGAAACGAUGAAUCCAGAGAGUGCGGUGUACGACGGCUCAUCCGAAGCUGAGACGGAAGGCGCCAGCGAAACGGAUGCAGGGAAGGUCGAGGAAGAUGUCAAAGAUUUCUCAUCACCAAUGCAACUCUUGAAAGACAAGGUGCAGCAGUAUCGGAAAGAACUCCAGGACCUCAAUGCAGGUUCCCAUGCGGAAUACCAACGUCGUGUUACUAAGCUAGAACGGGCUCACGACGAGUCGGUCAGAACGAUAGAAUGCUGGAGAGAUUUCAUGACGUUGGAAAUUGAUUCAGAGUACCGUGGUGAACUAGAGGCAGCAGAAAAGGAAUACGAGACCAAGCGUGCUAACCUCAAGGAUAUGCUGACAGCCGACUUAGCGGACAAGAAGAAAGUGAUAGAAACAGAACGACAGACAAUGGAAUUGACGGGAGAUUCGACCGAAGUGAAGCCGAUUGUAACGAGAAAGUUACGCAAGCGUAUGCAAGAUGUCGUACCGCAGGCUGAGAAGCGUCGGCGACCUGCCAGUAACAUCGCCCUGAACUGUGCACUGGAUGAGGAUGAUGUCAUGGCGGACUUGCUGCGAGUUUACAAGGGCAAACUUCCGGUGUCACUCCGACCUCCGCAGGCGCAAGCAGCGCAAGGCGCACACACAACAUCUGCCACUUCAAGUAACACACUCAGCGAUCAGGGUGUGGAAGUCAAACUGCAAGACGGGAAACUCUUCUACGACAAGAAAGUGUUUAUUCGUGGACAACCGGUGUUCUUGGAUCAGAAAGAUGGUACACGCAUCAGUGGUACUGUGCAAUCAAUCGGGCAGAACGAGGUAUGGGUACGUAAGACUAGUGGCGAUCAGGGGCGUAUCAAGGUGCCCAUUCAGGCCUUGCUGCGUGGAAAGUACUCCGUGCGCAAGCGCUCCACGUAGCCUUCAGCCAUCCAGUAUCCAUCGGGCCGCUGAGAACACCGUGUGCGCCGUCAAUGCUGGUAUGCACUGUAUAUUAUCCUUGGAGUGGAUGGUUGGAUGUUUGUUAUGGUUCCACGUCUAUGCCACGUCUAUGGUUGAGUGUUUGUUUUGGCGUCGCAGGGCUAUGACUGGAUGUUUAUUUCUGGCGUCUCUGCUAUGCCUGGAUGUGUGUUGGCUGCAUGGCCGGAGUGCCAGUGCUAGUGCGGCGUUGUCUUUUGGGCACAUUGGCGGGACACGCUGUACAUUCUUCUUGAAGUGUUUGUGACGUAGGCUGUCUGGAUGCGGCUGUGGGCACCUGCGCUACUACCGCUCUUGCCAUCCCUGACAGAACUAGCGCUGUUAACCGUUCUUGAUGCUCAGCUAAUGGUUACAGUGCAUUGAUCAGCUCCAGUGUGUUCUUCUUGCCGUCUUGAGUGGGUAGCGGUGCUUUUGAGAGAGCUUUGAGAGUGCUUUGAGAGAGCUUUGAGAGUGCUUUGAGAGUGCUUUGAGAGAGCUUUGAGAGUGCUUUGACCCCCCCCUAAUUGAUGCCAGUGGUAUUGGCUAGAUGGUGGUGGUGGAUGCUCUUUUGCUAUCAUUGUUAUUCUGAUGGUUAUGGUGGAGAUGGGGUGUACACGUGACGGGACGGAAGGUUGAACUCACUCGUGCCAGUUCCAUGCAUACCCUUGUGGAUUUUUGUCCUCGGCAAUCUUCGUACGAGCUUCGACGUGCCGGCAUGUCCCCGACCUGCAGAGCUACCAACAUAGCAAUUUGACGCAUUGCGUGCGUGUCUUCCCAGCGUGGCUGGCAACAUUGGCCAUGCUUUAACACUGGUUUGCCGGUGUGGGAGUUCCUGGCCUGACCUGAUGUUCUGUGGGAGUUCCUGGCCUGGGAGUCCCUGGCCUGUCCUGAUGUUCUGUGGAUUUCUCCUUCGUUGAUGCCCGUGGCUGCAAUCUUGUUUAUAGUAGAGAGAGACAGACAACUAUAGCCUAUAUCCCCUUGCUGUCCUUGGCAGCUGCUGCUGUUUGCUAUCAUGGUGCCAGUCGUUGCGUUUGUACGGAGCUGAUCCGGCCGUGCCGUGUUUUCCGAAGAGCGUGUGCGGCGGACCUCCGACCGCCGCUACCUCCGACCGCCGCUACCUCCGACCGCCGCUACCUCCGACCGCCGCUACCUCCGACCGCCGCUAGCAAGGAUCCCAGGCUGAUGGUAGUGUGCUGGGAAGAUGGUCAUCGUAUCCGCAGCAGAAACAGCAGCAGCCGUGGUGGUGGCGGUGACGGUGCUAAUGGCUGUGCUGUGUUGUGAGUUACUGAGUACCACUUGAUGGCCGCAUACGCGCAGUGGCUGUGGUUGCUUGCAAUCAUCACGUGACACCGAUGCCUUGCGCUCUGCUGGAGUGUAGUAUCGCCCACAAGUCAGGGCUGUGCUGCUGCCCGCUGUAUCCACUGCUAGCAUGGCCAACAGUUGCUCCAGUGUUGGUUGAAUGCUACUAGAGCCAUCGCCGCUGCUGUCUCCGCUGUUUCCACUGACAUGACAGGCAGCAGUUGCUCCAGAGCUUGUUUGACUGCUUUCAGAGCCACCACCUCUGCUGUCUUCCCUGCUACGUCCACUGUCUUCACUGGCCGUGACAAGCAGUAAUUGCUCGGGUCCAGUGCAUACUGAUAGGCGUGCUGUGUGCUCAUGCUGUGCGCCAUCGGGCUCCCACGGCCGCAUGUGACAAUUGAUGCACUAUGCAUUAUGCAUGUGUGUGUGUAUGUGUGCGCGUGUGUGCAUCACGGUCAGUGUCACCGCAUGCACUCUAGUUGCAGCUGGUGCUGUGCAUCCAUCCCCGGUGGCGUUCUCGCUGGUAUUGCACCACCCUGUGCCUUGGUAUUCUCACUAGUAUUGCGCCACCUUUUGAUAUGCUGUCCUAAUCACACAUAAUGUACGAGCUCGCCAGCCAGCAAGGCUUUUAUGGCAAUGUGCUGUCUGUUUGUUGCCGUCGACACGGAACUCUGCAUGUUGACCUAUGACUAUGUUCUGCAGAUGUGUAGGCACUGUGCUGCUGGAGUUGUUGACCUUGCUCAGCCUUGCUGUCUCACUAGUGCACUGUAGCACUGCUGUAGAUGCAGUUGUAGUUUUAGUGCUUGUGUAGGGAGUGUGAACCCACUGGAAGCGAAAAUCUUGCUCAUUAUCGCUGUCCAGUUUUAGACUUAAUUACAAUUUAAUUUAAUGUUCGUGGGCAGUCUUCUCACUCUGCCUGUCUGUGUCUCCUUGUUACUAUACAGUGUGGUGCAAUUUCCUGUUCUGCUUUUCUUUUCAAUGCAACUCUUUCUCUCCCUCUUUCUAAUAUACUAGACAUCUGCUCGUAAACCCAUCUACUCCUACAUAGUACUGUACUACUGGUAGUACAGACUUA